Messenger RNA from Drosophila nasuta, 3901 nucleotides. RefSeq names its product Regulator of eph expression (gene Reph). The record is from RefSeq and is a predicted model, not a curated record. NCBI's taxonomy places the organism in Eukaryota, Metazoa, Arthropoda, Insecta, Diptera, Drosophilidae. Bases 1125 to 2423 code for a protein of 432 amino acids. The transcript is spliced from 4 exons.
UGAGCGCAGCGCUAGCCGGUGACGGGUGAUGAUAGUAAUACGUACAUAGUAGUAAUAAGUCGGCGAGCCGAAAAGUCUGCCACACACAGAGAGCAAGUAAAGCAUUGCAGUGCAGCCCCCAAGUGCAAUUGCAGUUUUGCAAAAAGUUUUUCGUGAUUAACCCGGGUUAUAAAAUACAUAGACAUACGGCAAAUAUUAAAAACAUGUACUACUCUAUGCAAAAAAUAUAAAGCAACUACUACUUAUUCUAACAUUUGCUGCUGCUGCUAAUGCUGCUCCUGUCUGGCCGUGGGGUCCUGUUGAGGCAGAACUUUUUUUGCUUCCGCAAUACGACGGACGACGACGAGACUGAAAAUCGAUAAUUUCGUGCUGUAUAAGUUACGGCGAAAGGUGCGCGCUCACUCGGUUCAGUUGUGUGUGUUCGGCUCUCGGCGGUUCGGCUUUUCGGUGUUCGGAUUCAACGACGAAAGCAGCAUUCUUAUUGUUGUUGUUGGUGUUGGUGGCGUAGGGUGCAGAUUACAACAAGAAAACGCCGCGCAUGAAACGUGAUUGAAAUUAUUGCACAAAAAGGAAACGGCGCUUACACGCGCCAUACAGGCGUGCGUAGGCGGCAACAGUGCAAAAGAGAAAUACAUUGCAAGUGUGUGUGUGUCGGUGAGAGAGGGCGCUUAAGAAUAGACUGAGCGCGCACUGGAGCUCGCUCUCUCGCGUAAAUCAGGAAGCAAAAGUAAAGCAAAAAAUAACAAACAAAAAUACACACACACCGAUGGCUGCUGGCUGGCGAAUAAAUAGAAACCGUAAAGGCAAAAAUUUGUACUAGCAUGUAGUAAUAGUAGUAGAGAAACGUGUGCAAGUGCGAGAGCGAGAGCAAGAGGACCCCACGGACAUCCAAAAACACCCAUACACGAAACGGGUGGCUUGACGGGGACGUCGCAGUCGCCGUCGCGUUCGCAGUCACCGUCUCCGUCGACGUCGUCGCCGUCGUCGUAGUAAGUUUUUCUGUGUUGUGGGUGCAGCGUCGCGUAAACACGAACGUGUGUGCUUGUGCGAAUGUGUGUCUGCGUGUGGAAUGUGUAAUACAUAUAAAUAAAGGAAAAAAAUAAAGCACACACAGCAACAAAAUCAUGAUAAAGUUUGUCAGGCACAAAAGUCGCGAGAAUUCAUUAAAGGCAUCGAAAAAUUUUCUGCGUAAAAAGCGUGAAUCGAAUGACUCUGGUACCGAAUCUGAUGGUGAACUUCUCGAUGUGGAAAACAAACGUCACUUAGACGUGGAUAUGGAAACUAGUUUGAGUUCCUGGACGGAUGCAAACUCACCUACAACCGAUACUGCAUGCUCAUCCGAGUCUUCUGCCACUGCUGCUGCUGCAAUGAUGUGUCACCAUCAAACGUCGUCGUCCUCAUCCUGCGCCCAUCUCAUGUACGAUCAACACAGUUCUGAGGAGGAGCUCGAGGUGAUUAAUGGGCCCUCAGCCGUGGCUGCGGCCGAGGCAGCUGCUGCUGCCGCUGCGGCGCAUACAACCACAACAGCAACCACCAGCGGUGGCGGUGGCACAGUGGCAUCUUCGUCGUCGUGUGCAUCGCGUCUAUCGAACCGGGGAUGCACCUCAUCGCUGGAUACGGAGGCGCCAUACGAUGAGCAGCGCGCCACAACAUCAGCGAACUCAAAGCGUUCCAGCUCAACGCUAAUGGUUGAGAAUCGAAAGCGUUCUUUGGCCCACAGCUCGGAUGAUGAGUUGCGCAACUCGUUGGAGCCGAUAUUGACGCCCGUGAAUUUUCGUACAUCGCCGCCAUUGGAGGCAUUUAAGCCAAAUCGUAGCCAUAUGAUGUUCCGCUCCACAACGCCACUGAUAUUAUCGGAGGCCAGAUGUGGCAUCGAAAAUAUUAAAUUAUGUGAUAAUAGUGUAAAUGAGGAGAACGGUGACGGCAACGGCAGCAACAAUAGCAACAGUAACAAUAGCAGCAACAACAACAGCAGCAGCAACAAAUGCCCCAAACUGGGAGCGGGAGGAGGAAGCAACGAGAACGAGCCGAGUGUUAUUAAGGCAUGCAGCAGCAGCUUAAAGAUGAGCAACAGUUCGCAUCACAUUUAUCAGCCGCAGCCCAAGUAUAGUUUCCAUUACAAUAGCUCUAGAAGUAGUCCGGCCUCCACCACAGGAUUGGACAUGGAGGUGCGUUCGGUUAGUCCGCCCGCGAAAUUAUUUCAUUGCGCCAUCUCGCCGCGUCGUCGACCCAGCAACAAUGUUGCUGGAGGAGCAGCUGGAACUGCUGGAGCAGGAGGAGCUGGAGCUGGAGGAGCUGUUGCAGGAGCUAUAGGUGAAACAGCGAAUGCUGCCGUUGCCGUUGCCGCUGCCGCUACACAGAGACUGCAGCGACCGCAUCGGCCGUGUUUAGAUUUUGAUAAGAUGCAGCAGGUGAGUCUCUAAUGCAGAGCGCGCUAACAGCGAAUGAAACGGAAAAGGCAAAUCAAAGACUUUUUAUACAAACAACAACAAAACAACAUCAACAACAACAAUACUGCAAACUGUAAGAGAGCAUAAAUAGAGAGACAGAGGUAGAGAGACGAAAGAAAGAGUACCUAAGCAACCAGUGUUGAUCAACACUGGCCUCACAAUUAGGCGCACACUACACGAUCAAACGGCAUGACGGGACUUCAUGACGGUCGAUCGUCAGGCAUAAAAACGACUCAAACACAGGCAUACAAUAAACAAAAAACAGCAACAAAAGAUAUCAUCAAAUCAAAUUAUGUAAAGCUAAAAAAUAAUUGAGAAAUUUUAAACAGAAAAUACGCUAACAACAAAGGCAACAACUAACAAUAGAAGCAGCUAUUUUUUCACAAUUUUAAACCAAAAAAAAUAAAAAAAAAAAAUGGAAAAGAAAAACAGAACCCAUGACAAGUUUGACAGCAUAAACAGAAAAGAUGUUUAGAUAUAUGUAUGUAUAUGGAUAAAUGUAUGUAGUAACUACAGGAUUGUAAAUAAUGAAUUUGUGUGCGUUGACAGAAAAAAAAGAAAACCAUAAAACACAGAAAAAAGCCGAAACCGAAACCCAAAUCGAAAUGGAAACCAAAAUCUUUUUGAAAAUUGGCAUAGGGCUACGUUGUUAGCGAAUGUUUUAAUUUUUUUAAUCGUCAAACAUGCAAGCAAAAGAAACUUAAAAUUAAAUAUUAAAAAAAAAUUGAAAAAAAAUAAAAUUAAAAAAAAACAGAAAUAACAAAAUGUGGUGUGAUGUAGAACGAAGACUCGAAAACUUUAAAGAGCAAAAUUAUAUUUCUAUAAAUUGUGUAAUGUGCAAAGCAAAAAAUAAUAAUAUUGAGGAGAGAAUAAGCGAAAUGUGAGCGGUUAGUGGGAGCAGCAAGAUAUGGAAGGAAAUAGCGUAGCAAACACUGGGGACAAACACAACAAACAACAAAAUAGCAACAGGCAACAAUGUGAAGCAAACAAUAGUAAAUAAAAUUAAAAACCAAAAACCAACAUAAACUUUUGUAAGCAAGCAAAUACAACCUAAGUUGGGCAGUUGAAAAGGAAAAAAAAAAAAACGACAACCAGUUUAUUAUAUGUUUAAUGUACAACAAGAUGAAAUAGUAAGCUAUUUUAUAAACAAUCUUUAAAUUUAUCCACAAACUAAAGAAAAAUUAUAGAAACGACGAACGAAAAAAAAAAACCAAAAUGCUGCCAUCAGUUAAAACAAUUCAUAUGUGCAUGUAUUAAAUGAAAGAUCUGAUCCUUUAUUUACUAUAUGAUUGAUGAGAUUGAUGAUGGAACAAUAAACGCAACAAAAUAAAACAAAAUUGGACAAAACAAUUGCAGGCGCAUAUUAUGUGUAUUAGUAAAACAGAAUUCAUUUUUCUUUGUCAAACUUAAGUAAACAAAAACAAAAUAAAAAUACAAAAAAACCAAAACAA